Molecule: messenger RNA, 3807 nt
Organism: Priceomyces carsonii
Lineage: Eukaryota; Fungi; Ascomycota; Pichiomycetes; Serinales; Debaryomycetaceae
Gene: YBL053
Product: Ybl053p
Exons: 1
Coding region: 1-3807 (1268 amino acids)
Biological process (GO): replication fork arrest; DNA repair; DNA replication checkpoint signaling
Cellular component (GO): replication fork protection complex
Molecular function (GO): DNA binding
Source: RefSeq, a predicted model, not a curated record
AUGAGCAGGAUAGAAUCAGACUCAGAAGUUCUGCUUGAUGAUGGUGACUCAAGGGAUCUAGAAGAUUUUAUAGUAGAUGAGCUGGAGCUCCAUCAAGGAAAUGAACAACAACGCGACGUGAAAGAAACUGUUCAUCGUGAUUUAGAUAACAACGAAAAGGAUGAAUUGCCCCUGGAUAGAAUCCUCAAACUCAAUAGUGAGUUAAAGCCUAAUGAAAUGCAUGCUCAGAAGUUAUUGAAGGCGCAUAUCGCAGUUUUAGUUUCAGCAUUGGGGGGGCCAGAUCACACGUCUUCUGUUCAGCCUCCACCGUACAAGUUGGGGCAUGAUGCCCAUGCUUGUCUCAAGGAUCUAAAGAGGUGGAUUAGGUCUGUUGAUGAAAAGAAUAAUAGUUUUGAUGUUGCUUUGGCUUGUGCUGACUCAGGUCUUGUGGUAAAUGAUUUGACGGUUAUAUUGUGCCAAUGGAAUAGACAACAAAGUCUUAAAAAACCGACCAAAAAUGCCAGAAGCAUGGAACGUAUAAUGCUUUCGUGUUUAGAGCUUUUAGUUUUGUUGACUUGGCCCAUUGAAAUCAGUAAGGACCUGUCAGAGGCACAGAAAUUGAGCUUUGCUUCUACUAAAAAAACCCAAAUAAUAUAUAAGAAACACAUCUUAGAAUACUGUAACGGACAAACUUUGGAAGCUGUUAUAAGGUUGGUCUUACCAACCAUUGCUAAAGAUAGAAUUGAUAGAGAACCAAGAGAUAAUGCGAUUAUAAGAUUAGUACUAUUCUUAAUAAGGAACAUUUUAUACAUUGAGCCAGCAGAAUCCUCAAUCUCUACAAAAGCAAGAAAAGGUAUCAUACCUGUCGAUAAUUUGCCUUCCAAUAUCACGUAUGACGACAUAAGCAUGAAUUCUGUAUUAUCUGCAUUCCAAAAAAACAAAGUGUUGACCUUUCUUUUGACACUUUCUGGGACUGUUGGUAAAGACUUCGACAAAGAAGCAUUUAGUCAGGCUUGUCUCGAAUGUGUAUACCUAAUUUUAAAAGGAAUAAAACCUGAGCAUGUAUUGAUGCCAAUGAGAAAAAAGGCCCCUCAACAAGUUAAACGAGGCAAGGCUUUGCCUGAAAUUCAGUCUCUGAAUACGUCCUCUGGUCUUCAGCUUAAAGAAUUGCUCAAUCAGGAAGCUACAAGAAAAAAAGUACAGACCCAACACAUUUCAACAAGGCAUGGCAGAUUUGGCUCUUUACUCUCAAUUCAAGGAAAUGAUACAUCCUAUGUAAUAUCUGGUCAAGAAGCUCUAGUUGGGUUAAACUCGUCGCUAGAAAAAUUAGACAAAAGUAAAAAGUGGAAUGUUAGAUCACAAUUUAAGUAUGACUCUGAUGAGUUUGUUUCACAUAGACAAGAAUUUCUUAAUGACAAAUCAGUUUUAAUUUUGAAGGAAUUCAUUGAACAAUUUUUAGUUACGGGGUGCUUCAAUAAUUUAAUUGAGAAUCUUAGCUGGUUGCUUUCUGGUUCUACAGAUUUUAACUACAUUGAUGAAUACGAGAAGGCAACUUUUUUUCUUACUGUUGCUUGGUUUUUCAGCUAUAAGAGAGAAAGGAUCGUAUUGUUCAACAAGGGUAUUUUGAACCUGUCUGGGUUAUCUGAGGAUGAUGACACUUUAGACUAUGGAUCAGUAGGCGCAGCAUUGAGUGAGGUUAAUUUUAUUUUGAUUAUAUCUUAUUUUAGAGAAUCAUUUAGCUUGAGACGUUGGAGCUCUCUCCAUGUUGCUAUGAUAUGUUUUUAUGAAAUGUUGAUGAUCUCCUAUUCUCUAUUUACGAAAAGAUCAAACAACAGUAACGGGCUAGACCUAGAUGACGACCAAGAAGAAACUGAUAGAGAAAUGGCAGAGGGUAUUAUUAGAAAAUUAUUCUCAUUUAGUGAUUUCCUAAGUAUUCUCACGAAAAUUCCUCAAACAGCAUCCAAGCAUUCUCCCGAAUAUUUGAGAGUGUCCAUAUCUGUUGUGCACAUCAUCCUAAAGUCUUUUGAGAGUUUUGCAAGUGAAGAUGUGAAGCUCUAUAUUCAAUCCAAAAGAAGAAAGUCAAAGGCUAAUAAGAGACUGAGGAGCGGCUUAGACAAGCAUACUGAAGAUUCUAUGAGAGAUGUAAUUGAAGAAUCAGACGAAGAGCUCACAAAUGAACGAGCAAAAGAAGUUACUCGAGAAAGAAGGUUAGAUUUUGAAGCGACUGAAGCUGGUUUUUUUCGAAACGGAACUGUUUCAACUUAUAUUGAAUAUCUAUCUCGUUUUGAGGAUUUAACACAUGAAGAAAUUAAGAAGUGCAUGACUUAUUUUCAUCGCUUAUUUGUAUCUAAACGAGACCACACUGCAUUAUACCGUAUUGAUUUCAUGCACAUUUUAUACAAGUUGAGAACUCAUUUGCCUAGAGAGUCUCACAUAAGGGGCCAUGUUGAGGAAUUCACACAUUAUUUUAUGAAGAAGUUUAAAGUAGCAUUUGACAGAUUCCCUAUCCCUAUUGAAGUCUUAUUUCUGAGGUUUGAAGAUUUGGAACUUAAUACAUAUUUGGCUUCUGGUGACUUAUAUAUCAGGCCUGAUGUCUCAUCAAAAAAUAAUAAACCCAAGUUGGCAAAAGAAUUAGAGUUCAUCAGAGAUUUUAAUAAGGAAGAAAAGAUUAAAAUAUUAGUUAGCGUUCUUUUUCAACAAGAAAAAGAUCUUUUCAUAGCUUGGUUACUUAAUGAUCUGAAACGCAUUUUGGAAGAAAAGAUACUGGACGAAGAUCUAAUAACCAAAUUAUCUCCAACUCCCCAAUUCAAUAGACUCUUGAUUAAUAACCCAUAUAUAAGAUUACUUUUGAAAAUUAUGGGCUUUGAUUUGCCAUACAUAAUGGAAGAAUUAUGUGAAUUACCAGCAUCAGUCGCCCCUAAUGAUUUAGCUGAGGUCAUAGAACUAAUCAAAAAAUGGAAAGAAGAACAACCAGUUAAUUUCGAGGACUCCAGGGAUCCAGCCUUCUUUUUGAGGGCGAAAGAGACUUACGGUUACGGUGAUUACGAUGACGUAGAUUAUUUAGAAGGAGGAAACGACGAUGCUGACGAAAGUAUUGCUUUCGAAACUUCGGAGAAUAUAACUGGGAGUAGAAGAAAUUUUCAUGAGCUUGACAAACUCGAUGAAUUGGAAGAAAUAUUGAAUAAAUCUAACAGUUAUCCUCGUGGGUUGGCAAGAAUUAAAUCAAAACCAAAAAAGAAUGAAAAAAGAACAAGUAAAGUAUAUGAUGGUAAAGUGAAUGGUGAACAUGAAGACAGGCGCACCUCUUCACACUUACGAAAUGAGAAAGUGGAUAUCGUCAGAUCAGCAAAAUUUGUUCACGAUUCGGAUGAUGAAAGUGAUGAUGAAAAGGGGAGAGUAUUUUACGAGAGAGAAGAAAGGUUACGUACAUUGUUGAAAAAUUCUGGAGGAAUUGUCGAUUCAAGGCUGCUUGCGGAGUUCAAGAAAGCGUGGAGUCAGAUCGAAGAUGUCACCCCGAAUAGCAUUUCUAUGCCGCUUCUUGAUUUAAAUGACAUUCAUUCAAAGUCUUCCAAUGUGCCCAGUAAUGAUGAAAGUAUAGGCCUGGUCGAACCAGCAUUAAGUGAUGAAAACACAACUAAUACGGAUACAAGUUUCAGCUCUUUUAGACAGAAUGAAGAAACACAAGUAUUACUAGACAAGAGAGCCAGGCUGGUAACGGACGAUACUGAUAACGAAGACGAGAUCCUCGAACAUCAGCCCAAAAAGCACAAAUCGCAACUUACAAGUAGAAAGAAGAUAGUCAUAAGCGAUGACGAAGAUGACAAUUGA